AUCAGCUAUCAGCUUUCAAAGAAAUUAAAAUUUUUAGGGUUAAGUUGGUUUCUAUUUUUGUUCAAAUCGAGACUAUUUUUAUAAUUAUGCAGAUAAAAAGGUAGUACCCCGGAUAAAAAUGUCGCAGAUUAUGCUAAUUAUUGCCACAGCACAUUUGGUCUAUUGCCCUUUCACCAAAGUAGAGGAAAGUUUCAAUUUACAGGCCAUUCACGACAUUUUGUACCACAAACUGAACCUCACUCAGUACGAUCACAAUGAAUUCCCUGGAGUUGUGCCUCGAACUUUUAUAGGACCUCUCUUUAUUGCACUAUUAGCAUCACCUGUUGUUGCAGUCUUACAAUUUCUAGAAAUCAACAAAUUUUGGGCCCAGUAUUUAGUUAGGACCAUAUUGGCAACAAGUGUGGUGGCAAGUUUCAGCAUAUUGAGCAAAACCUUAGAGAAACAGUUCGGUACGAGAUGGUUGCAGUGGUUUAUUGCAAUAACUGUGACUCAAAGUCACUUCAUGUUUUAUUUGAGUCGUCCAUUGCCAAAUAUUUUCGCACUGCCUUUAGUUCUUCUAGCUCUGAAUGGUUGGAUGAACAACAAUGCUAAAAGUUUCAUUUUAUUUUCCGGUGCUGCCAUCAUAAUUUUCAGAGCCGAGCUCGCCUUAUUUCUUGGAAUACUUUUGCUCUACGACCUAUAUUACAAGAGGAUAACAGUAAAACGAUUGUUAGAGGUUGCCGUUCCCGGCGGAAUAGUUCUUUUGCUACUGACAAUCGUCAUUGAUUCCUUUUUUUGGAAUCGACUUCUAUGGCCUGAAGGAGAAGUACUGUGGUACAACACAGUGCUCAACAAGAGUUCUAAUUGGGGAACUUCACCGUUUUUAUGGUAUUUUUAUUCGGCUAUACCAAGGGGCAUGGCCGCCUCUUUUUUCCUCGUGCCUGUAGGGUUCUACUUGGAUGAAAGGGUACGAAAAUUAACUGUUCCUGCUCUGUUGUUUGUUUUUAUAUAUUCCUUCCUACCACAUAAGGAAUUGCGAUUCAUUAUAUAUGUUUAUCCAUUUCUGAAUUGUGCUGCAGCUGCUGCUUGUCACCGAAUCUGGGAAAACAGAAACAAAACGCCAAUAUACCAUUUCCUGUCUUUAGGCGUGGCAGGUCAUCUCGCUCUCAAUGCAAUGUUCACCUUGUUCUUGCUAAGCAUAUCUAGUACUAAUUAUCCUGGUGGUACUGCCAUUUCCCAUCUGCACCGACUCGCGAAAGCCGAAACUGGCGUUCGAGUCCACAUAUCGAAUCUUGCCGCCCAGACUGGAGUGUCGAGAUUUACACAGAUCAAUAGCAACUGGACUUACUGCAAGAAAGAGAAUCUACAUCCAGGGGACUAUGAACUGUAUCGAUAUACACAUCUCAUCACUGAGGCGAAGAGUAAGUUUUCAAAUGCCCUUAAACCCUAUUCCUCCACACAUGACAUCAUAGAUACGGUUGAAGCUUUCCAUCAGAUCUCGUUCAACUAUUUGACCAUUCCUCCGGUCAAAAUAAAGACGAAACCCGUCUUGUUCAUUCUGAGAAGGCGGUCGAAUUACAAGCAGAUUUUGCAGUUGGAGGAAGAGAGUUUGGAAGACAACCGGGAGAAAAUCGGGGACCAAGUUGGAAUACCAGAAACACCGAAGAAGAGCGCUGAUUACAGUGAAAAAAGCUCUGAGGAGAUAGAAGAAAUUAGGGGAGAAUUUGUUACAGAUGGCCAAACUAGUGAUUUAACUUUAGAGGAUGAAUUUGAGGAACAGAGAGGAAUACAGAAAGAUGAUGAUGAGGAUGUAGGUGUACAAGCAAAGUCUGACUCCGUCGAUAUCGAAAAAUCCAUCAAAGCUGUUCCCGAAGAUUCUGCAAGUGACCAGAAUACAGAGGCAAAAUUCAUUCAUAAGUCUGUGGAACCCUCUGUAGACAAAAAAAUUAUCAAAACAGUUCCAAGAAGUAAACCACUUUCAUUUGAAAGCGAAAUAGUAAAAGAAAAGUUUCACCAUGAAGUUGAGGAUGAAUCUAAUGGAAAAAUUUUGAAAGUUGCUCCAAAAGUUAAAAACUUCAAGAUAGAGGAGAGCUCAAAGAGAACAAAUACUGAUGAAAAUGAGCAUAUUCCUGAAGAGACUGACGAAACUGAAAACCUACUGAAAAAAUUGCCAAAAUUCAAAUAUUUGAAAAAAGAUACCAUCAACACAGCAGCAGUCGUUGAUGAAAAAACUGAAGACACUGUUAUAAAGAAAGAUGCCCCGAAAAUGACAAAAAUCAAAUAUGUUCCCAAUGUUUUGAAUGAAGAUGGCGAGAAAUUUGUUAAAAGAGAAACUCUCCAAGGAGCAGAGAUUGAUUCUGGUGUUGCAGAGUUGAAAAAAGCGAAAAUUAUGGAUAGAAGCCCUAGAAAAAUCUCUGGUCAGACUGAAUUCUUUGAAUCUCCACUCCAUGGUGUGGAACAAAGCAAAGAAAAUGAUGAAAGACCUGAAUCCAUUAUUGAAAAUAUUGUAAACAAAAAGCUCGUUGCCGAGAAAAAAGUUCAUCAAGAGAGUAAAAGUACAGAAGCAAUUAGAGAAGAAACCGUCGAGAAAGAACCGCCAAAAGCGGCUAGAGAUGUUUUGAAAAGAGAAGCAAUAGAUAAAAUCAAACAACUCAAAAAGGGCAGAGAACCAAACGAAAAAACUCUGGAACCUAAAGAGAAAUCAACAAUCAUCACUGAAACACAAGAUGAUGAUGCUCAAGUGAAGGACAUCAACAAAACAGAGAGCUCCGAAAAUAAAUACCACGUGAAAAAGAACAUCAGAAAAAUCAUACAGAGAUACAAGAGAAAGAAAUUCGAUGAUGAAUUGAACAACCAAACAAAACCAAAGGAGGUUAGUCAUGCGAAAGACACCAUCAGAAAAAUCAUCGAGGAAGAACGCAAGAAGCGAGAAGAAGAAGAAAUUUUCAAGAUCCAGCAACAGAUCAUGGAGAUCAUAGAAAGCAAUCCGAAAAUAAUGAAUAAGGAGCUGAUCAAGUCCAAAUUGCAGGAUACUAUUAUGAACGAAUUGGCGAAUGCUAUUGAUCCCAACAUUCUUGAGGAUGAGGGUCAUGUAGAGGUGCAAAGGGAUUUGGAAGUUGUUGAACCAACGAGGAAAUUCGAUGGUGUGCCACAGAAGCUUUGGAAGGUGAUUCCGGAAAAGACACACUAUAAAGAGCCUUUCAAAUUUAUAAUUACUGAGGAAAUAUCUGAACUAACAGAGAGCUUAGGGAAUAGUGACGAAGAUUUUGAGACAGGAGAACAAGAGGACGUCUCAGAUAGAAUAGAAGACUAUUCGGAAUAUAUUCCUUCUGAAAUUCGCGGGGAAGAAACUGAUGACAACAGUCUAGAAGAAGAAAAAAUUGAGUUCGUUAAAAGGUUCAAGAAGGCUAACGAGAAGUUGGACAAUAUAAUGUCUAUUAUCGAUGAAAUUGUUGAUACAAUAGAAAUAACAGACGAAGAUUCGGAAGAAGAAAUGUUGGGUUGAUGUUUCAUGUGGUACGGUUGUUGAGUUUUUUUUUCAAUAAAUGUUGUGUUUUGAUUA
Molecule: messenger RNA, 3541 nt
Organism: Leptinotarsa decemlineata (Colorado potato beetle)
Lineage: Eukaryota; Metazoa; Arthropoda; Insecta; Coleoptera; Chrysomelidae
Gene: Alg12
Product: Alg12 alpha-1,6-mannosyltransferase
Biological process (GO): protein N-linked glycosylation
Cellular component (GO): endoplasmic reticulum membrane
Molecular function (GO): alpha-1,6-mannosyltransferase activity
Source: RefSeq, a predicted model, not a curated record